UUGUCGGCGCAGGGCUCUGGGAACAAUUCUGAAAAGAAAGAAUUUAUUUAUUAUUAAAUAAAUUGCAAAAAAGUGCUAAAAAUAGUUAAAUAAACGAAAAUUUUAACGAAAUUUCUAUCGAAUAUUUUUAUAGACUACUUAAAUUAUAAAAAAGUAAAAUAACUUGUGAUUUGCAGAUUGUGUUGACCAACGAAAAAAAUGUCUAUUUUGAGACAAUGUGGUGCUUUAGUGGCACGACAAUUAAUCGCGCCAAGGUCCAGCAUAUUAAACAAUAAUAUGGGAGUAUUACCGCUGAUGGCCAAACGUAUCAAUCUCAAUGUUCAAGAGGAUGUGCCAUUUGCCAGCAGAGGCUAUAAGAAAUUUGGCCAUCAAAAGGAAAAAACACCAAAUUUUACUAAAAUCUAUCAUUUGAUUAUUGGUUCACUGUUUGUGAUUUGUAUAAUGGAUUGGAAGAAAGUAAAAAACUUCCUUACACCCAAAGUAGAUGCUGACGCUGGUGUGGAAAAUGUUGAGGUGGAGAAAAAAGGUAAAAAGAAAUUAUCCAAAGAGGAAAGAAAGGCCAGAGAUGCAAAGCAUGACUCGAAUAGAGAUACCGACAGUGAUAGUGAGACAGAAAGUGAAAGCGAGGAGGAAAAUGCUGUCAAUGAACAGUCGGUGAAUAGCGUCCGUACUGAAAAGGAAAAAGUAGGCUUUCGUGAAAGAAAGAUUAUUGAAUACGAAAAUCGUAUACGUCAAUUCUCAACACCCGAUAAGGUGUUUCGUUAUUUCGCCACAAUACAAGUACCAACAUCAGAUGAUCGUCAUGAGAUAUUUAUGACACCAUCUGAUUUUCUAACAAGUAUGACACCUGGUAUGAAACAACCAGAGGGUUUGGGUCUAGAUCAAUAUAGACGUUAUGAUCCCAAGCAAGUUUCUGGAAAGUCUGUUGGUGAAUGUCUAAAUUUACAUUUAGAGAAAAAUAGUAUUUUCUAUAAACUGGGUUCCUAUGGCUUAAUCACAUUCUCCGACUAUAUAUUUUUGCUCACAGUUUUGUCAACCUCACGCCGUCAUUUUGAAAUUGCUUUUCAAAUGUUUGAUUUAAACGGUGAUGGUGAUGUAGAUUGUGAGGAAUUCGAAAUGGUAGCAACACUAGUAAGACAACAGACUAGUAUUGGCAGCCGUCAUCGCGAUCAUGCUAACACCGGCAAUACCUUCAAAUCUAAGGGCGUGAACUCUGCCUUGACCACUUAUUUCUUUGGUCCCAACUUGGAUAAGAAAUUGACUAUACAAAAAUUCUUGGAUUUUCAACAACAACUGCAAAGGGAAAUUUUAUCUUUGGAAUUUGAGCGCAAACAUCCCAAUGAAGAGGGCAUGAUUACCGAGGCCGAUUUUGCAGAACUAUUGCUGGCUUAUGCUGGUUAUCCUUUAAAGAAGAAGCAACGUAAAUUGAAAAGAGUAAAGAGACGUUUCCGUGACCACUCUGUUGGCAUAUCGAAAAAGGACUACUUGGACUUUUUCCAUUUUCUCAAUAAUGUCAAUGACGUCGAUACGGCCUUGACUUUUUAUCAUAUAGCUGGUGCUUCCAUUGAUCAGGCAACCCUAAAACAUGUGGCCAAAACUGUUGCCAUGGUCGAACUAUCGGAUCAUGUGAUUGAUGUUGUUUUCACCAUAUUCGAUGACAACAAUGACAACCAAUUGAGUAAUCGCGAAUUCAUUGCGGUUAUGAAAAAUCGCGUUCAACGCGGUUUAGAAAAACCCAAAGAUACGGGCUUUAUAAAACUGAUGCGCUCAAUGUUGAAAUGCGCCCGUGAAACGAAACCAGUUUUAUUGGAUCUUUAAAUAAAAUGGUUGACAUCAUCCUAUGUUGUCAGGAUUAUACAUUUUUUUUUGGAAAUUAUCUUAAUACUUUUAUUACAAUUGGUUACUGCUGCUGCUGCUGCUACGAUGACUUUUCUUUAAAUGUAAAUAUAUAUAAAAAUUAAUUUUUAGUUUUACCUCUUUAAUCUAAUAUACUAAUAAUAAAUGUUACUUACUAGUUAAUAUGUUUUAGUUUUCUUCUUAUUAUUCUUUGUUCUUUAAGAAUUUUUUUGUCUAACAAGUAAUUUUUUAAUAAAAUUGUUCAAAACAUUUAUAAAUAAAUUAAUAAAUAUUUAAUUCA
This is a messenger RNA of Lucilia sericata (common green bottle fly), 2137 nucleotides long. RefSeq names its product calcium uptake protein 1 homolog, mitochondrial (gene MICU1). Gene Ontology annotation, molecular function: calcium ion binding. Gene Ontology annotation, biological process: calcium import into the mitochondrion; mitochondrial calcium ion homeostasis. The transcript has 11 exons. The record is from RefSeq and is a predicted model, not a curated record. NCBI's taxonomy places the organism in Eukaryota, Metazoa, Arthropoda, Insecta, Diptera, Calliphoridae. Bases 199 to 1818 code for a protein of 539 amino acids. Gene Ontology annotation, cellular component: uniplex complex.